AUGCAAUCUUUCAUGGAGAUGACCAAGCAAAACAUGGAGUCUCAGUCUGCUACUAUCAAGCGUCUUGAAACGACUGUUGGUCAACUUUCUGGUACCUUGAACCAGAUUCAGCAGCAGCAACAGCCAGGGAAACUUCAUGGCCAAGGAUUACAACCCCACCAAGCUCAAGCGGUCACAGUCCUUCGUAGUGGAAAGUUGGUGGAUAACAAGGUGGAGGCCCCUAUGGAUGAGUGCCCUAAGGCGACCUGUGAGGAGGAGAGUGAGAAGGAUUUGCCCCCACUGAGAGAAGAAGAGAAGAAAGGAGAGCCCGAGGUGAAGCUUCACAAGGCUACCCAGCCUUAUAGACCGCCGAUCCCUUACCCCAGUCGGUUGAUGAAUGAAAAGCAAGAUCAACAAUUCACCGACUUCUACAACAUGUUGGCGAAGGUGAAUGUCAACUUGCCACUUUUGGAGGUGAUCAAAAAUGUCCCGGCCUAUGUGAAGUUCUUUAAAGAGUUGGCCUCCAAUAAGAGGAGGUUUAUGGACAACGAGAAGAUUCUUGUGUCUGAAGUUGCAAAUUCCAUCAUGCAACAGCCCUUGCCGCCAAAGCAACGUGAUCAAGGUAGUUUUGUUUUCAAUAUUGCUUUAGGGAAUGGUAAGGAGGCCUCAGGGAUGCUUGAUUUGGGGGCCCGGAUAAAUUUGAUGCCAUACUCCAUUUUUAAACAACUAGAUCUAGGCGACAUAAAACCCACUCGAAUGUGUUUGCAACUAGCAGAUAGAUCAGUGAGGUAUCCUUGUGGGGUUAUUGAGGAUAUUCUUGUUAGAGUGGAUGGUUUGAUCGUGCCUGUGGAUUUUGUUGUGCUAGAAAUAGGAGAAGUGCAUGAGAAUGGCAAGGAGCAUACCUUAUUGCUAGGAAGACCAUUCAUGGCCACUACUAACACGUUAAAAAUGGAACCAUAA
This is a messenger RNA of Salvia miltiorrhiza (redroot sage), 939 nucleotides long. RefSeq lists its product as uncharacterized. The transcript has a single exon. NCBI's taxonomy places the organism in Eukaryota, Viridiplantae, Streptophyta, Magnoliopsida, Lamiales, Lamiaceae. Bases 1 to 939 code for a protein of 312 amino acids. The record is from RefSeq and is a predicted model, not a curated record.